This is a messenger RNA of Meloidogyne enterolobii, 270 nucleotides long. The record is from the annotation of a GenBank genome assembly. Lineage: Eukaryota; Metazoa; Nematoda; Chromadorea; Rhabditida; Meloidogynidae.
AUGAAGGAACUUGUGCUUGAUCAGUUUAAUGUUGAUGGAAUAAUGGAUGAAGCGCUUGCUGAUGACAUCUUCAACAGGACUGGUGGAAAUGGCAAUUCAAUAUGUGUACAAUUUCCUCAGAUUGGCAGAACUCGACGAUCACAGCUCUAUACACACAUGGCAACAAAACAAUAUAGGCCCUAUUAUGAGAAGGGGAGAAUAAUGCCAGAGAUGGAAACUCUGCCGUUUGGAUACAGAGAAAUUCCGGUAUUUUUUUUUGAUAAGUUGUAG